ACGCCCCGCUCCUAUACCGAACCCAAAAGUUUUGCUCCCAAGAUGCCAGUACUGCUCAACCCACCAAAGGAUGACCCUAUCUCAUUUGACGAGCUUAGUAAGUGCGACGGAACGGACCCGUCCAAGCCGGUGCUCAUCACAAUCAAGGGCACCGUCUUCGAUGUUUCACGACAUAGUACAUAUCAACCAGGAGGAUGUUAUCACGUCGUCGCCGGCAAAGAUCCAUCUCGAGCCCUCGCUAUAUCCAGCUUGAAGCCUGAGGAUUGCGUACCGGACUGGUAUGAUCUGGAAGACAUGUACAAGACCGUCCUGAGCGAGUGGUAUACAUUCCUUAGCAAGAGAUAUAAUAUUGUCGGCAAAGUACGUUUAUCUUUAUCAGGCCGUCCAAAAUCAGCAUCCCAG
Exophiala aquamarina CBS 119918 is the source of this 402-nucleotide messenger RNA. RefSeq lists its product as uncharacterized. NCBI's taxonomy places the organism in Eukaryota, Fungi, Ascomycota, Eurotiomycetes, Chaetothyriales, Herpotrichiellaceae. The transcript has 3 exons. The coding region runs from base 71 to 253 and encodes 60 amino acids. The record is from RefSeq and is a predicted model, not a curated record.